AUGUACUCGAAGUUAAACAUAUCUGAACUGCUGCCUCAAAAAUCGAUGAUGGCUGACAAUAGAGAUGACGAUGAACUUAGCAUCCCGCGAGCGGCUCUCAACAAAAUGAUCAAAGAGCUUAUUCCAAAUAUCCGAGUUGCAAAUGAUUCCAGAGAAUUGAUCCUUAAUUGUUGUACAGAAUUUAUUCACUUGGUUUCUUCAGAAGCGAAUGAAAUUUGUAAUAAACAAACGAAAAAAACUAUCUCACCGGAACAUGUUUUAGCAGCAUUAGAUAGUCUUGGAUUUGGUUCAUACAAAGAAGAUGCUGUAGCUGUUUUGGAAGAAGCCAAAGCAGUGGCAGCAAAAAAGCGUAAAGGAAGCUCUCGACUGGAAAACUUAGGUAUUCCAGAAGAGGAACUUUUACGCCAACAGCAGGAGUUGUUUGCUAAGGCUCGUUUGGAACAGCAACAAAUUGAGCAGCAGCAAUGGCUCCAAGUUCAAAAUGCCUUACAGCAACAACAAUUACAAUUGCAACAGCAGCAGCCUACUACUCGGUUGACAAUUCCACAAACAUCAGAAAAUAAGGAAGAUGAUGAUUAUUCAUAA
Molecule: messenger RNA, 585 nt
Organism: Acanthosepion pharaonis
Lineage: Eukaryota; Metazoa; Mollusca; Cephalopoda; Sepiida; Sepiidae
Source: the annotation of a GenBank genome assembly